AUGGAGUCAGGGCCAGGAACAGGAACUCCAAACGCGCUGGUGCGCAAGCGGACAGACACUUCUUUGAUGCCCCCUCCUCCUCCAGCCAAGAAGAUUAAACGGCCAAAGAAGGUGCUCGAGGAGGAUACCUACACAGAGACGUUGUCUCAAAUCAUAGCCCGAGACUUCUUUCCUGGAUUGCUACAGACAGAGACACAACAAGAAUAUCUCGACGCAUUAGAGUCAAAAGAUGCCGCUUGGAUAUCGAGUGCAGGAAGAAGACUCCAGCAUGUUAUGACACCAGGACGCCAAAACACACCACUCCCUCCAAAGUCAACAAACUCUUUCGCUCCUGGAGACCGCACGCCUUCGACAUAUGGAGGAGAUACACCAGCUUCGGUCAUCUCAAAUGUUUCCAAUUUUCAGCCACGGCUUAAAACCAACAUGAGUUUAUCAAAGUUCCAAGAGACUUAUACAAGCGAAGAUAACGAAAGCUUUUGUAAGCUUGUUGACAAGCAAAACCAGAAAAAAGCUGAAAAAUACGCUUGGCUCUGGCGUGGUAACAAACUGCCAUCGAAGCAAAUGAUCAAACAAAAGGAAGUUGAGGAUCGAAUCGGGCAAACACGAAGUCUAACGGACGACGGCUCCAAACGCGAUCGUCUCGCUAUCAAGGACAGAGACGACCGUCCGGCACGUCCAGAUACGUGGAUUUCCAAUCCAAAGAACAACCUGAUGUUCAGGCCUGAUGGUGUUGAGGACGGUGUUGUCACUGUUUCUCAAAAGGCCGAGGAAAGUUCAAAGAUGGCGCCAAAAUCCAUUGUUUACGCAAACACCAGAAUGCCUGAACCACGCGUUAUACAACGACCACCAUCGCCCACUAUGUCUGCAGUGCGAGACGCUAUCGCAGGUAGGCCUCGGAAGAGCGAUCAAGACUCCAGUGUUGCCGGAGGAGAGACGCCCAGGGUGAACGGGUAUGCAUUUGUUGACGACGAGGAUGACGAGGACGAGCCGAUACUUCCUGUACCUAUCAUCAACCUGGGCCCAGGAGAUGACUCGCCAAACCCUUUUCGCUUACAGGAGCAACGCGAUAGAGAGACUUUGCACGAGCGCAUGGUCGGCCGAAUAGCACAAUCGAAAAAGGAAUCCACGAGGAACGGACUUACAGGGAAGGUCGAUCAAACACCAGUCCCUAAAUUUCCAAGUAGUCCUCGUGUGUCUGCUGGAGGUCUGACGCCAGCAGCGCAGAGGUUGUGGAGCAAGAUUGGCACGCCUGGGCGUGGAUCAAGCGGCUCAUUUGGACAAUCCAAUAAGCCCAUGACUCCUAGGGGGUCUCUUUUGAGAUCAGUCAAGAGACCUGGCUCAACGUCAGGAUCGAAGUGA
Messenger RNA from Fusarium pseudograminearum CS3096, 1359 nucleotides. RefSeq lists its product as uncharacterized. The transcript has a single exon. Lineage: Eukaryota; Fungi; Ascomycota; Sordariomycetes; Hypocreales; Nectriaceae. Bases 1 to 1359 code for a protein of 452 amino acids. Gene Ontology annotation, cellular component: catalytic step 2 spliceosome. The record is from RefSeq and is a predicted model, not a curated record.